CUUUCUUCUGUGAACUGAUUCCAGAUCAUGAAGAGCGAAGUGCUGAGAGUGACCCACGAGCUUCAGGCCAUGAAAGAUAAGAUCAAAGAGAACAGUGAGAAGAUCAAAGUGAACAAAACUCUGCCGUACCUUGUCUCAAAUGUUAUUGAGCUAUUGGAUGUUGACCCCAACGACCAGGAGGAGGAUGGAGCAAAUAUUGACCUGGAUUCCCAGAGAAAGGGCAAGUGUGCUGUUAUCAAGACCUCUACACGCCAGACGUAUUUCCUGCCUGUUAUCGGGUUGGUUGAUGCUGAGAAGUUGAAGCCUGGAGAUCUAGUGGGUGUGAACAAGGACUCUUACUUGAUUUUGGAGACUCUGCCUACUGAAUAUGAUUCACGGGUGAAGGCCAUGGAAGUGGAUGAGAGACCCACAGAGCAGUACAGCGACAUCGGGGGGCUUGAUAAACAAAUCCAAGAGCUCGUGGAGGCCAUCGUCCUGCCAAUGAAUCAUAAGGAGAAAUUUGAAAACUUGGGUAUACAGCCUCCCAAAGGAGUCCUUAUGUACGGGCCUCCAGGAACAGGGAAGACGCUUCUAGCUCGAGCAUGUGCUGCCCAGACCAAGGCUACAUUCCUGAAACUUGCAGGGCCACAACUUGUGCAGAUGUUCAUCGGUGAUGGAGCCAAGCUGGUACGAGAUGCUUUUGCUCUAGCCAAGGAAAAAGCUCCUUCCAUUAUCUUUAUUGAUGAACUGGAUGCCAUUGGCACUAAAAGGUUUGAUAGUGAAAAGGCUGGUGAUCGGGAAGUGCAGAGGACCAUGCUGGAGCUGCUUAAUCAGCUUGAUGGUUUCCAGCCCAAUACACAAGUCAAGGUGAUUGCUGCAACCAACCGCGUUGAUAUCUUGGACCCAGCUUUGCUCCGCUCUGGACGAUUAGAUCGCAAGAUUGAGUUCCCAAUGCCUAAUGAGGAGGCCAGAGCCAGAAUUAUGCAGAUCCAUUCACGCAAAAUGAAUGUCAGUCCUGAUGUAAACUACGAGGAACUGGCUCGUUGCACAGAUGAUUUCAACGGAGCCCAGUGCAAGGCUGUAUGCGUUGAAGCGGGGAUGAUUGCCCUCCGCCGUGGAGCUACAGAGCUCACCCAUGAGGAUUACAUGGAAGGAAUCCUAGAGGUUCAAGCAAAGAAAAAAGCCAAUCUGCAGUACUAUGCCUGAUCUCUGCGCAGCCAAGGCAGUGGCCAUGGCAGAGGACAGGACUAGUCUGGACUGUACCACUUACUUUCUGUCUGGAAAAAAUAAAGCAUUUUUUUCCUCUAAAA
Messenger RNA from Meleagris gallopavo (turkey), 1289 nucleotides. The record is from RefSeq and is a predicted model, not a curated record. NCBI's taxonomy places the organism in Eukaryota, Metazoa, Chordata, Aves, Galliformes, Phasianidae.